Dichomitus squalens LYAD-421 SS1 is the source of this 471-nucleotide messenger RNA. RefSeq names its product NTF2-like protein. Gene Ontology annotation, cellular component: nuclear pore central transport channel. NCBI's taxonomy places the organism in Eukaryota, Fungi, Basidiomycota, Agaricomycetes, Polyporales, Polyporaceae. The coding region runs from base 1 to 471 and encodes 156 amino acids. Gene Ontology annotation, biological process: protein import into nucleus. The record is from RefSeq and is a predicted model, not a curated record. The transcript is spliced from 3 exons.
AUGAGCACUUUGACGCCAAACGAUAUCGAGAUCGCCACCAGAGCGGCAGACCAUUUCACGCGCAUCUACUACACGACUUACGAUUCGCCAACGCGAAUCGAUGACCUCCCAAACUUCUACAGACCCAACUCUGCCCUGACAUGGAACGGCAAGCCUUUCGAGGGCGUUGACGGCGUGCGAGAGCUCGUCUCCGGCAUCCCCGCCACAAAACACGAGGUCCAGUCCUUCGAUUGCCACCCCAUUCCAGGAAGCCAGCCACCUUCGCUGCUGGUGACCGUAUCGGGCAUCGUCACCCACGGCAAGGGUCCAGCUGCGAACCCUGCCAACGCGCCGCGUAACAAUGUCGACGGCCACCCCCGCGUCUUCUCUCAAACGUUCAUGCUGGCCCCAGACCCGAACGCUCCCCCAACAAAGUCCGGGGAGGUUGCAAAAUACUAUAUUACCGCAGACGCCUUACGGUUCGUCGGUUAG